Messenger RNA from Drosophila biarmipes, 814 nucleotides. RefSeq lists its product as uncharacterized. The transcript is spliced from 2 exons. The record is from RefSeq and is a predicted model, not a curated record. Lineage: Eukaryota; Metazoa; Arthropoda; Insecta; Diptera; Drosophilidae. Bases 77 to 727 code for a protein of 216 amino acids.
AAAAAUUUCAAAGUGUUCGGUUCGGGACACGAGUAUUCUCACGGAUAAUAAAAAGCAAAUAGGAUCCCCAUUAAAUAUGACUCUUAAAUACUUAUUGAUUGCAUCUGCCGUGCUAAUUGCUUUGUGUGGUGCUGAUGUGUCGGAAAUUAAGGCGGCCAAAGUGGAUCUGCCCUUCAAUGACUUACUGCCACCUUUGCUGGAUGAAUCGACUACCACCACGACGACAACAACAACAACUGUGAGGCCCACCACAACGCUGGCCACAAAACCUACCAAGAAACCGUACUACCAGAAGCCAGCUCUACUGGCCAAGGAGGACAAACCGAAGUCUAUCGCCGGCAAACCGGAAGUGCAGCAACUGCAUCUGGAUCUGCUGCCGCCAUUCGAGGAUGAGGUCAAGCCAGCGGAGGAACAGCCUCAGACCGUGGUGAAAACAACGCCAAAACCCGUGGUAAAGGUCCCGCAGCCACCAGUGGUUAGGGUCACUUCUCCGGCUGUGCCCAAGGUCACUGCUCCCCGCCCACAGAACUCGGUUCAAGCAGCUUCCGCUCCCCGCCCACAGUACUCCGUUCAGCCUGCCCCCCAAGUCGUGCUCCCCACCCAUGCCCCUGCUCUGGGAAGCGGGUUCCAGUCCAGGUUCUCCAACUACUUCCUCACCAGCACCGUUCGACCCAGACGCGGUCCUUUGCCCACGAUCACUCCCUUCCCGCGCUUCGUGAGGCUGUAGGAAUCCAUUUAAUUAAAUUAGAUAAGCACCCAUUCAAAGGCCAAGUCGAAGCGUCCAAUAAAUAAGAUACGACACACACUGAGAUAA